Molecule: messenger RNA, 270 nt
Organism: Cylicostephanus goldi
Lineage: Eukaryota; Metazoa; Nematoda; Chromadorea; Rhabditida; Strongylidae
Source: the annotation of a GenBank genome assembly
AUGCCCAAGAAGAAGACAGGACAACGGAAAAAGGCUGAAAAGCAGCGUGAACUUCAGAAAAAGAUUCGAAGUGGCGAGCGAGAUUUAGCAGAGCAUCCAUGCAAUUUUCAAAUGCAAUGUGACCAAUGCCUUCGAGAUCAAAAAUCACGAGCAUUUUGUUAUUUUUGCUCAGCCAUCAGUAAACUACCCGUUUGCGCACAAUGUGGGAAACAGAAAUGCAUGGCGAAAACUGGUGAUUGUGUCGUUAAACAUCCAGGAAAAUUCACUACU